AAAAAAAAUGUUAUUACGGGUUGUUUUUGUAACAUGUAUCGUGAGCCACCCUACACUUGAGAGAAAUAGCGAGUUUGUUUUAUAAAAUAUUUGUAUUUAACGGCGAUCUAAGAAGACCGUUACAGUGGUUCAUUAUACAAUCAAUGUUUUACAAAAAUAUGAAUCAAAAAGUAAAUUGUUUUUAAGGUUCUUUCAAUUUGUUGUAACUUAAAGUGUUUAUUGAUAGUAUGGACGGAUAGAAAAGGUCCUCAGGAUUAAAAAAUGUAUAAACAUAAACCCGCACCUACAAGUAGUUUUUAAGAUAUUUGUAUUUGAAGUUCAAAAAUUGUAAAAGUAUUGCACGCUACUUCACUAUACUAAACUACUAUUCUGAGGCGGGUAUUUCUGUAUACAUUUUUUAAUCUUGAGGAAUAAUAUAGAGGAGAGUCCAUAACAUCAGAUCACGGCGCCAAAUAAAUGGUAAAUUUCCUUUUUAAAAAGCCAAUACCAAGAGCAGAGAAUGUAGAUUAUAUUUUACAUUAUUUGUCAAGAGUCCUCAUUUUCUAUACCACAUUAUUUAUAAGUGCUUACAAGUUACACAUUCCUUCCACUCCCUCAACAGCUGUUCGUUGUAUUUCCAUUGGUUUGUUAUUAUUGCGACAAUAACCUAUUCCUUUUGCAAAGUAUAGAUUUGUGCAUUUGAUACUUUUAAAAAUAAACAUAAAUUUGUAAUAGUUUGCAUAUGAGGAUGUGAAAAAUGCAACGUUUAAUUAUAAAACGUUUACUAGGAACUAUGACAUCACUCAAGCCAAUUAUUGCUGCAAUCCCGAAAUACGGAGUUGGCACACAGCCUUUCACCGUCCUAAUUGAAGGCAAUAUUGGAAGUGGAAAGACUACAUUCAUCGAACAUUUUCAAAAGUUUGAAGAUAAAGUAUGCACCAUGACGGAGCCGGUUGAGAAAUGGCGUAAUUUUAAGGGAUACAAUUUAUUGGAACUAAUGUAUACUGAUCCGAACCGUUGGGCAAUGCCGUUUCAAUCUUAUGUGAUGCUGACAAUGUUGGAGCGGCAUACCAUGACUACAGACAAACCAAUUAAGAUCCUCGAACGCUCUCUAUACAGUGCAAAGUACUGUUUCGUUGAGAAUUUACACAAAAGUGGCCUUAUACAUGAUGGCAUGUAUGAAAUAUUGAAAGAGUGGUAUAAUUAUGUCGAAGAGAUUACCCACAUACAAGCCGAUUUAAUAAUUUAUUUGCGUACAACGCCUGAUGUGGUUUAUGAACGUAUACGAAAACGGGCUCGUUCCGAAGAGACAUGCGUGCCUUUUGAGUAUAUCAAGCAGUUGCACGAACUUCAUGAAGACUGGUUGAUUCGAAAAAAAGUGGGAUGUAAUAUUAAAGUACUAGAAAUUGAGGCAGAUUUAGAUCUCUCUGAAAUCGAUCGAGAAUACAAACGAUCGGAAAAUGUAAUUACAGCUUCAAUACAACAACAAAGACCAGCAGUGACGACAUCUCCCAGUAAACGCUCAGAUUUUUGGGGUUAGAUUAAUUAACUAGCAUUUUAGCUUAAUUUCUCAACAUUCUAACGUAUUUAGCAGUUGUAAUCAUCACUAGUUAUAUUUUCUUCAUACUUUUUAAAAUUGCAAACACAUCUAUUAUAACUUUAAUGUAAAUGUAUUUAUACUAUUAUAGACAUGUAAGAAUGAUGUGCAUUUUAAGUUAAAAUAUAUAUUUGACUAGUAUAAAUAACAAGUGUAAAAA
Bactrocera oleae (olive fruit fly) is the source of this 1736-nucleotide messenger RNA. RefSeq names its product deoxynucleoside kinase (gene dnk). NCBI's taxonomy places the organism in Eukaryota, Metazoa, Arthropoda, Insecta, Diptera, Tephritidae. The record is from RefSeq and is a predicted model, not a curated record. Gene Ontology annotation, biological process: nucleobase-containing compound metabolic process. Gene Ontology annotation, molecular function: ATP binding; deoxynucleoside kinase activity. Gene Ontology annotation, cellular component: cytoplasm.